AUGUCGUUGUUCAUGCUGUCGCUAUAUCAUGUAUUCGGAUCCCCUAAUGCUUGUGAGGGCAGCCUCGUCGGCAGAUGGCUUAAAGAACGCAAAGAGAAGAAGAAAGAGGAGACUAGAGCCCAGAAUGCCCAGUUCCCUGCCGCUGUUUCUGUCGCAGGAGUGGUGACUGCCAUCGCUGCAAUAGCAGCCACCACAGCUGCCUCUUCCGGAGCCGGAGUGGACGAGCAGAUGGCAAAGACCGACAUGGCGGUCAUCUCUGCCGCCACCCUUGUCGCCGCCCAGUGCGUGGAGAUGGCCGAGGCAAUGGGCGCCGAUUGCGAACACCUAGCUUCAGUGGUCGGAUCCGCCGCCAAUGUCCGAUCUGCCGGCGGUAUCAUGACCUUGAUAGUCUCCGUAGCCACAUUGAAGGCAAGGGCGUUAAAGCAGGUUUGGAAUAUAGCAGUAGCUAUUACUGUCGAGGCUGCACUUGAUAGGAAGCAUAACGGGCCUGCUCUCCUAUGGAAGAUGAUUUCUUGUAUUUUUAUCGUGGUGGGGUCGGCACCUGUUGAGAUAUUAUGA
This is a messenger RNA of Vitis vinifera (wine grape), 558 nucleotides long. RefSeq names its product VAN3-binding protein-like. Gene Ontology annotation, biological process: phloem or xylem histogenesis; leaf vascular tissue pattern formation; auxin-activated signaling pathway. NCBI's taxonomy places the organism in Eukaryota, Viridiplantae, Streptophyta, Magnoliopsida, Vitales, Vitaceae. The record is from RefSeq and is a predicted model, not a curated record. The coding region runs from base 1 to 558 and encodes 185 amino acids. The transcript has a single exon.